AUGGCAACUCCACAGGCCACCGACUACGAGCUGCUAACGGAGCACCUCGGCUACCCGCCCGUCGCCCUCCUCGACGACAUCAUCAACACCGUCAACGUCCUCGCCGACCGCGCCCUGGACUCGGUCGAGCGCCUCCUCCUCUCCAUCCCGCCCCAGAGCCUCGGCUUCAAGAACCCGUCUGCCAGUUCCCGCUCCAAAGAUGCCGCCGCCGCCCUGCCGCCCGACGAGGCCGCGCGCCUCGAGAUUGAAAACGGUACACACCAGCUCGAGACGCUCCUCAACGCUGCUAUCGACAAGAACUUUGAUUUGUUCGAGCUCUACACCAUGAACAACAUCCUCAAGGUCCGCCCUGACGACCAGCCUUUCAUGCGCCUCGCCCACUACGACGGCCUCGACUUCGCCGCCAACUCGCCAGACGCUCCGACGCCCGACUCCGUCACGGCCCUGCGCCGCCGCCUACACGCCAGCCAGCGCCUGCACGCCGUCCUUGAGACCGAACGCUCUCGAAACGACGCCCUCCUGUCGAAGCUCCGCUCUUCUCUCGGCCUGCCCGCGAACGUGCCGGCCAACAGCGCCGUAAAGGCCGAAGAGGCGCCACCGUCCAGCGCCGCCGACACCCCCUUUGGCUUCCUGCGCGACCGGGCGGGUCUCGAGGACGCCGGCGCCGACACGCCCAUCGCGACGACGACCGAGUUUACUCUCUCACAGCUACAAGCCCUACGCGCGCUGUCCACGUCACUGCGCACUCUGCUACCCGACCUAGGCCCCGAAGACGCCGAGACACCGGAACCCGACACCGCGCCCAAGAGCUGGCGGCGCGAUCGCGUCAAUUAUGUCGAGGCUGCGUCGCGCAAGUACCUGGAGAACUCACGGGGCCUGGAGCUCGGCGCGCAGGGUGAGGUGCGUGACGGCGAGUGGCAGGGCGAAGGCCGCAAGGUGACGCGGAACGAAGUCGAGGGCUUAGAGCAGGUUGCUUCGAUGCUUAGCAAAGAGAAGCCCGGACAGCCUUCAAAACAGGGCUCAAGCGCCAAUGGAGGAGGCGAGGCGAUGGAUGAGUCUUAG
This is a messenger RNA of Ilyonectria robusta, 1062 nucleotides long. Its product is annotated as Mis12 protein-domain-containing protein. Gene Ontology annotation, cellular component: nucleus; chromosome, centromeric region. The coding region runs from base 1 to 1062 and encodes 353 amino acids. The transcript has 2 exons. The record is from RefSeq and is a predicted model, not a curated record. Gene Ontology annotation, biological process: mitotic cell cycle; kinetochore assembly; mitotic sister chromatid segregation. Lineage: Eukaryota; Fungi; Ascomycota; Sordariomycetes; Hypocreales; Nectriaceae.